Spizellomyces punctatus DAOM BR117 is the source of this 6443-nucleotide messenger RNA. RefSeq lists its product as uncharacterized. NCBI's taxonomy places the organism in Eukaryota, Fungi, Chytridiomycota, Chytridiomycetes, Spizellomycetales, Spizellomycetaceae. Gene Ontology annotation, biological process: replication-born double-strand break repair via sister chromatid exchange; establishment of protein localization to chromatin; establishment of mitotic sister chromatid cohesion. The record is from RefSeq and is a predicted model, not a curated record. Bases 68 to 6316 code for a protein of 2082 amino acids. The transcript has 24 exons. Gene Ontology annotation, cellular component: Scc2-Scc4 cohesin loading complex. Gene Ontology annotation, molecular function: chromatin binding.
CCCGUUCCUCGCAAAGUGCAUUUCUAGUCACAGCUACUACUGCAGAAGCUUGGCGGUGAUAUAACGCAUGCAGGCGGGGUUUCUAUUUAGGACCGAGUCUUUUCGGCCUCCCAGCCAAACGGACCAACCACCCCAACCUCCAGCAGAGGUAUUUGCAAACCAACAGUUGGUGGAAUGUCCUUCUGGAACUGCACUGGGAACAUGUACGGACGUAGUGGGUGCGCUAAGAGCCCAGCCUUUAGCACCACUGACGCCAGCUAUUGAUGCGGCAAAUCUGCUUCCUGACCUUACACUGUUGAAAUUGCUUCCACGAAGCUUGUUGGAUGAUACAGAUUGUAACGCAGUAAUGAAGCGAAUAGAUGGGAUGACCCUUCCUGUGGUCCAGGAUCUAAUCGGCAAUGUGGAUAUCAGUUAUCUACGUCUCCGAACUUCGUCGUUUGCUUUACCACAUCGUCGACAUACCUUGUAUCAACAACGAGGUGGUAGUCGUGAUGGUGACCCACCCGCCCUGGCUCAAAAUAUAUUGAAUUUCUCUGCGAUGCUACCGAUCCAACGUACCCAAUCUCGGGCCAAUGUCGAUUUUGCGAUCCCGCGUACCUCAAUUUUCAACUCACAACCUUCACUACUCCAGUCAGCGUCAAUUCUCAACUCUGAUAAUGCAUCAGAAGUGCAUCCGCUGGUUGAGACGGCACAAAAUUUUGUAUCUCAUCCUGCUUACAUCGGCGCCGCGGAUUCGGCCACCAUAGAGUACGAUAAAGAGGUAGACCAGGGAUCUCUACGCACUACAACCUUACCGACGCCAAGUCCCGUUUUUCUUUCCCGAACCGUCUCAUUGUCCCAAAGAAGAUUGUCGGAUGCUCCAAGUCACCAGGAACAGAACAUUAUUUUUCCCCCAACACCGAAGGAAGUGUCAGGUGUCAUCAUGCACGAUCAGUCCAUGGACGGAGAGCGUGCUGUUGUAGGGCGAAAUGUACGUCAUGCCGCCGGACCGAUGGACGUAACACCAGGACAUCAUGAGCCAGAUAUUCCGGCUAUGCUUGAUGGCGAAAAUAGCACGCCGCGCGGACCAGGAUCAAUAAAGCGACGACGGACUUCUUUUGCGGAAGUUCAAGUUUUAAUCGAUGCCAAGAGGCGAAGCUUCUCCCCCGCCACUGCUGUCCCGAACAAUACCAACCAUAAUGUAUCUGAAUAUUCGCAACACAAUGAGCUGGACUCGAAAGACCCUUUGUCGCCAGCCUUGAAAAAAAGAAAACGAUCCGUCAACCCCGAAAGUGACGAUCAGCAUAGGGUGGCUGAUCAGUCUCAUUCAUUGAAGAGAUGCUCAGAACUCAUUGAAUCCCUGCUGGCCGCGGAGGAUUGUCUGCUGAAGGAGUCGGAGGUUGAUGAGGGUACUAGCUUAUUCUUUGACAGAGGUGGACUUGUAACUUGUGGAAUCUUAACUGAACUGAACAAGUACCUAAUCAAACUCGACACUGUCAACGAUAUUUUGCAAUUGAUCGAGGAGGUUGGUCGAUCUUCCAUGAAACGAUUGUCCAAGAUUGUUGAGGCACGUGUGAAAGAUGCAGAAUAUUUGGACCCCGGUUUCGGCAACUUUGGCAGAUUACGAGCAACAAAGCAAAGUAAAAAAAUCAGCGGUGAAGAACACGACGGUGGAACGAGCUUCGUUGGUGCAUCGCCAAACAUGGAAAGGACGUCGGGUAACGGGAUAUCGGAAGAAGACUAUGGUCGACAUUUUGGUGCCGCAAUGACAAGAAUCGAAACUAGUCUAGAUGCGUGUUUGACAGCAUUCCUUCUGUUGUCUCGGGAGGGCCGAACUCCAGCUUCAGAUAAAGGGGCCGUUGAUACAAUUUUCAGCGAAGAUCUGACUCUUUCCUGUUUAAAUCUUCUGAAGACACAGCUGAACCAAACACUGUAUGCGGCGCUCCAGUUAAUGACUCGAGAAGGAGACGAACUUACCUCCGAUGUGCAGCGGAUGCGCGCAGGUUGUGAUAGAAUCAAAUUGACAUCGCGGUUAGCAGUAGUUGUCGUCAAAAUCACUCGGAUAAUGGACCGGAUGUGUGAUUGUCUGGAUAUGGGCGUGUUUGGCGAUGAUUUGGUUAUCACCGUCGCCUUUAUAGCUCUAUCUCCUUUUUUUGCUGAGGGUGCCGCUUUUGGAAACGCAAUUGGUUUGGAUAAAUUGCAACUCCGUGGUAUAUAUUUGAGUCGAACGAUCUUUGGGCGGUAUGCCAAGCACCGAAAUUUCAUGCUAGAGGAAAUCUGUGGAAAUUGCAGCAAGUUAGGUGGAAGCAAAAAGAUAUCAAAGCAAUUUAAACUCGCGGAUGGGACGUCUGUUCAGAUGGUGACGGCGUUGGUGCUGCAACUUGUACAGAGCUGCUGUUUGCACAUCGCGCUCGAGCAGGCUGCGAAGGACCUUCUGCGGCGAUCAUCGGAAACGAGUGAGGACUCAGCAAAAGUGCAGCUGAGAACUACGACAUCACAGGAAGAGAAGCGAUCUAACAUGGCAACGGAUGAUGUGCACGUAGAAGGAUAUUCAGAGGAGCAGGGGGAAUGGCAAUCAAUCGAAAAGUUUUCGUUGGCGUGCAAGAGCGGAAUAGACGCCGCAUCGCAUUGUGCUCACUAUUUUCUCCGAUUUCUGCUAAAUCGUUGUACACAGCCAACAUGCGAGUCGUUAACCCCCAAGGUGGAAAGAGGUCGUGGGGCACGGAAAGGUCAAUCAAGUAAUGAUGCAGAAUACAAGGCGUUUUUGGACGGGUUCUUGCAAGACCUCUUGGUUAUGCUAAAUACCCCUGAGUGGCCGGCCGCCGAGCUGCUGAGCAUGAUUUUUAGUCGCCUGGCGGUGCAAGUGCUUGACGAUGUCAAAAGACAAGGGGAUACUGCUAUCAGAGCCAUGGCCGUUGAGUGGCUUGGAGCUGUUUGUGCAAAAAUACGAGCGCAACCUUUCAAGCAUCGACAGGCUGGCAUGCCCGAAAUCCUUCUUCGACUCCCAAGCGCUGACUUAACGCCAGAUACCUCCGUGAGCAGCGUAAGCGCGUUACGGGAACUGCAGAACCUAGUCAUGAGAUGGCUCGAUGCUGGCCGGACGGAGGACCCUACCAUAUUGACUGCGAAGACGUUUUUCAUCUCAACCUGGGCAUAUGGGAUCAGGUUAACACCAUCGGAACAAUGGUCGGUCGGGCUGAAAGAUACAGUCCGAACACUGUUUUUUGAUUAUGGUGAAGCGGUUCUUGAUAUCCCUUUGAAACCGUACUAUCAUUCGACGUCCAACAUAUUGGCCUCGGAAGCGGUUAAUAGCCCUUUUGGAGCCACGCUGGAAUUGCGCCCCACGAUAGGAUUUUGUGUGGAAGCACUUGCUGCACGACAGGCUCUGUACGAGUCAUUCGAGCAGUUUAUGGUUCGCAUUGGGAAUGCUCUUGACUCGGAGGUCGUGAUGCUCAGAACUAAGGCACUCAAAGCAUUGCAAGGAGUUUUUGUGGCGGAUUCGUCUGUACUUGGGUACGGAAAUAUGCGCAAGCUUCUCGAGGCCCGUAUGAUGGAUUUGAGCACCAGUGUGAGAGAUGCAGCUAUUGAGCUUGUCGGAAAAUUCUUGAUAAGUGGUGAUAAACAACUCAUCAAAGAGUACUACCCAAUUAUCAGUGACAGGAUAAUGGAUGUUGGUGUCAACGUUCGUAAGAGGAUCGUAAAACUUUUGAGAGAUAUUUAUAUGAGGGAAGUCAAGUUGGAAGGGGAUGACGACAAAUCCAUAGUGGUGGAUAUUAUCGUGAAGUUACUCGGUCGUCUCGUGGAUGAGGAGAAUUCCGUUAAGGAUCUGGCAUUCAAGUCAUUGCAAGAAAUAUGGUUUACUUUCAACCAUUCGGAGGUCCCGGGAUUUGGGCAUGAAGCGCAUAGUCUACCUUGUAAACAUGAACCACCCAAGUGGGCUAGUUGGAGUUCUUUAUCCACGUCAACUCGCAGUGAUAUCCGCAAGCGAGCGCUGCUAAUGGUCGAAGCCGUUGCUAGCCACGCAAACGCCCCGAACUUAUUUGGCAACUUAGUGCGGAGAUGUUUACUGGACACCGGCAAAGUGGACAGAAAUGAUAUCAUGAACGUUUGCCGAACCGCAGUCGAAUGUCUCAUAGAAGAAAUACUAUGUUUGGAGGAACGGAGCUGCAAGGUGGCGAUUAAGGAUAUUUUGAGCCUUUUGCAAGAGUUCAGUGCAAUAUUUCCCACUCUGAUUGCGCCGCACUUAAAGACACUUCAACCAUACUUGAAGGGACCUGUGCACGAUGGCGGGACUGAACAAAAGAUUGCCCAGAUUGUGAUCGUGAUCAUCCAUAACAUCAUCUCCGUCAUUCAGCAUCCGGAUUUAGAUGAGUGGACUUCCAUUGAAGUCGACCUGACCACAGCAUUGAAUAAAGGCUCUCAACAACUCGUCGCGGUUGCGGUACCGUGUCUGUGCGCCAUCGUAGCCAACAUGACCAGGCAUUAUCACAAAUUGACCAAGGUGCUUAAAACUUGUAUAGAUUUCACCAGAAAGACUGAAGCUGCUGUGAUGUCGAAAAAGAAUGUGCCCGCCGGUGCCUGGCGAAUGACGUGGCGGUGCUUGUUGAUUGUAGCACAGUUAGCGAGAUAUUAUGACUUUGAUGGAAACCGUGCGAAACUUGGGGAGCCUGCAUUAAAAGACCUGCGGGAAAUUACCUCAGGUUCUAUCCUGAAUGCGGUCUGUGAGCUCGUUCUAUUUUUCCUGGAACCAAGAAGUGAAGAAGGCACAAAAGCGAUUGCACUUACCGCGCUAGGACACCUUUUCAUGGCAUAUCCUCGCCUUAUGCUGCGGGAUGACGUCCGCUCAGUGAUGAAUGUCGUCUUCGCUGGGCAGUCAAUCCUUUUAAAAGUUAAUCUGCUCAAAGUAUUUCUGGACUUCUUAAAGAAUGAGCAACAAAAAGACGCACAGAAGAAAGACAACGCCGUCCAUGAGCACAUCGACAUUAAAGUCCUAAUCGGCAAUGCUGAGGAGAUGGCCGAGGCCGGCAUUAGUAGUUCCGUCAUGCAAACAUAUUUGGACCGUAUGCUCGAUUGCCUCUUGAGCAGCAAUUUGCAGCUCAUGCGCGUAGCAUUUGAAGUGACUGAGCUGAUAUUGGAGCAAGGUCUAGUUCAUCCUCUAUUGUGUAUGCCGCCGAUUGUGGCCCUAGAAGCAAAUCCAGUACCUGAAAUCCGAGAUCGCGCACUGAGGCUUCAUGAAUAUCUUGCUGAAAAACAUGCCAGUUUCAUCCAUGCGAAGAACAUGGAUUGUGUCAAACAGAUGUACGAAUAUGUAUCAGCCUUGACGAAGGCGACUGAAGGUGAAAUAAAGAUUGGGUCAAGCACCGUAAUGGGAUAUUUCAAAAUCGAGAGCGUAGGGGAUGGCGGUACAAUUACCUCGUACGAAGCAAUGCUUGGACGAAUGUAUUCAUUGAUACAAGGGAUACGACCGCGGCGAAACGAAUUCUUGAUGAAUAUGGUAAAGCUUCUGGACGUGCCUUUGACAACUGAAGCCGGACAUAUGAUGGACAUCGAUUAUUGUCGCUUCGUUGCGGAGAAUCUGGCGCUCUUUGAAUAUAAAACGCAGGAGGAAGUACUGCAAGUGAUAUACCACGCUUACCGUGCCUUAUCGGUUGGGGGCGAAACAAUUCUGCGCUAUGUCGAAUCUUUAGAUGACGUGAGCGUUGCUGAUGAGGGGAAAGAAAUGCCACUCCUUGUUGUGGCGAAGGCAUCACUUGGCAUGGGCAUGCUGCUUCUAUUACAAACACACUUGCAGAAUUUAUAUGCCUUGUCUUCCGCGCGAGUGUCAGGUUACCGACCCAAUGAUGGUCCCCGAUCGGCGGAGAAACCGGCGGCAAGAGCUUCGGGAGCACCUCUCACCUUGUCCUGGGAGCGCAUGCCAUUUGCAAAGGACAAGGUCAUGUCGACGGAGGCCGACUACAGAAAGCAAUGUCGAAAGUUCAAGGAAUUGAUAGAUGCGGAUUACCGUACAUCUCGUGAGGACGUUGAACCUAGAGAAGGAGAGGAAGCGCAAUUCGCAACAGCAACUCCUGAUAAACAUAGUCCGAGGCAAAUGGAAGAUGGGAGUCCUAGACCGUCCGAUUCGAAGAUGGUUACAAAGCGGAGCCGGACCGCCAAUGGAGAUACAACUCCUCGUCGACGCAGCUCGGCUACCAAGCGCAAAAGCAAGUCGGGUGCAAAAGGGGGAAGAGGCAUUUCGGUGACACCAACCAAAAGGAAGAGGAAAUCCAUUAUUAAUGUGAGCAGUGACGAAAUGGACACGGAUAACGAUCCUGAUUUCAUCCUUGCCUGUCCGAAAUGAAACCCGCCCUGCAAUGAAGUUGGGCAUAGUUUCGAAUUGUAUAUACACGGUUGCUAGAUAUAGAGAAUUUCAAAGCCUGAUUCUGUAAUUACAUCUGCAUGUUCAAAUGGACGUUGCUUUUCGACUC